UCGUUCGGUUGUUGGGCACGCGGCGCGCGCGCGUGUUUCUCUCUUUCUCUCACACUCUCCGUUUGGCUCCGUUUUGUUAUUUUAAAAAAUAAAUAUACAAAAAAAAACUACGAAUAAUGUGCGAAUAAUGUAAAUUUGGCAUAAAAAUAGCUUAAAAACCAUAAACAAAAUGCACAGCAACUAAGCGAAGGAGAGAAACGAAACGAAAACAAAACAAAAGAAAACUAAACGGGAAAGAUUAAACGACGCCCACGCAAAACAUACAAAACUACACGUACCCGCUAAGCCGACAACAACAACAACAACAACAACAACAACAGUAACAACAACAACAACACUCAACACACUCCACAACUGACAACAACAACAACGACACUUGGCAGCCGCAAACAUGGAACGUCGCCAAGCGUUAGACUCAUCGAUGUCUUCACUCUACUCGGCCAGCUCCUCGAAUCGCCAACAGCAACAACAACACCAACAACAUCACCAGCCACAGUCACAAUCCCAGCUAGACGCCUUCAAUUAUUCAGCAACAAUGUCAUCAUCAUCGCCAACGCCAAGCCAGGCAACCAACUGUUCCUCCCUUCGUGCCACAACCAUCGGCACCGUUGUCGUCCGCUGCGGACCCAUCCAGCUGGUGAUAGCGCUCUUGCAAAGUCCUGAAAAGAUCUACAUCAAAGUAGUUGAGCUGGAGCCAAAGAUCACAGCGCUGGGCGACAAUUUUGACGACUCGCUGCAAAUGCAACGUGAACACGAUGAAACGCUGCGAAAUCUACAGAACCUGCCCGGUCCCAUGGAUGAGUUUGUGCAAAAAGCCGACAAAUUACUCGCAAGCAAACGCAUCAGCUCAGAGCUGGUCAAUGCCAUGGCCGACACACUGAACAUCAUCUGGCAAGACAUAUUGAAUCUGCUGCAAGAUCGCCAACACAUUCUGCAUCUGUGCACACAGUUUCACGACAAGAUGACGCUGUGCUUCCGUCGCAUGGAUCAACUGGAGGAGGCGUGCAGCGAGUCGAUGACACCCACAGAUGUGGCGGGCGUGCAAGAGUUCCUCAACAAAUUCAAGCAGCUGCGCAUCGACAUGCUGACUGGCGUCAUGGCUGCGCUCAAGGAUGGCAACGAGUUGCUCGCACAACUGCAAGAGCUGGAGAAGCUCGAGACACUGGACACCAGGCCGGAGCACAUCAAACGCGAUGCCACACGAGCGGUGCACCAGGUGCAACAAUGGCUCGAGGCGCUGCACGAUCGUCGCAAUGCUUUGGAACUAGCUUGGCAGACGCGAAAGACGCAACUGGAACAGUGUUUGGCUCUAAAGCUGCUGGGACGCGAGCUCAUCGAGCUGGAAUCAGCGCUGCAGCAGGCCAGGCAUGAGCUGAACUCCAUGUACAGUUUAGGAGAGUGCGAGCACUCGGCCAACCAGACGCUGCUGAAGUAUCGCGAGUGGAAGCAACAGGCGCUGCUGUUGCGCGAUCGUGCUUUGAAGAUCACACGCGCCAAGGAGAAGGUGCAAGCAUCCGGACACUUGGCGGGCGAGGAAGCCUGCGCCAGAGCUUACGCUGUGCUCAGUGGUUGCACCGAGCAUCUGGAUAUUGUGGAUCAGCGCGAGCAUUGGCUGCAACUGUCGCGUGACUUCUUUGCCAAGGCGGAGCAUACGCUUAGCGUUCUAGAGAAACUCGAACUGGAGUUGGCCAGCGUCAAGUUGCCGCCGAAUUCACCUGAGAGUUAUGCCAUGUAUGCCAAAGUGUCGCGUGACGUGCGCAACUUCACGGAGGAGCCACUGCGUCUGGGUUACAGCAUUCUAGAUGAAGUGGGACGCACGCAGCCGGAGACGCAGGGCAUUAAGCGUGUGCUCGAUGAGCUGGAGAAUCGCAAGGCAUACAUCGAGGGCAUCUGUGCCAACAGCAGCGAGGAUCACGAGCGAGUACAGCGUGCACUCAACGAGUUUCUGUCGCAACACAACGAGCUGCUUGCCUGGUUGCGUGCCUCGGGUCAGUUGCAGCUACAGCAGAGUGUCAACAUGGGUCGCAAUCUGCAGCAGGCGAAACAGUUUCUGUUGCAGCAUCACGAACUCAUGCAGGAUCUGGAGAUCAAAGGCGAACUCAUCAAUCUGCUGCUCGAAUCGAUUAAACAGCAUCUGGAGUCAUUGAGUCCGCAGGAACGUUACGAUGUCGACUCCAAGGCGGAGGCAUUGCACAAGCAUUGGAUUGAGCUGAAGGAUUUGGUGUUGAAGCGCGUCGAUUAUGUGUCGCUGCUCAUUGAGUUCUUCGAACAGGCCAACGAGCUCUCUAGUCAACUGGAUCAUCUGCAGCGACAGCUGCAACAGACACCAGACGAGCACAAGCUGCAGUUCCUACAGGCCACUUGGGCCAACAUUGCCGGCAGCUAUGCGGAACUCAAAUCGUCCGGCCAGCGAUUCAUCAACUUGAAAAUUGUGGAUCCAUAUCUCGAGACGAAAUCCUCAGUGCAGGCAGUGGAAGAGACGCUGAACGGCUUCAGUAAGCGCCAGAUCGACGUGACGAGCAGUUUGGAAAAUUGGACAACGAACAUUCAGGAGAAGCGUCAAGUCGAAUAUCUACUUGAGAAAGUCAUGAGCGAUAACGAGGAAACUGUGGCCAAGAGCACACAGGUGGAUACCCAGCUGUAUCCGGUGUUCAGCACUUCCAGCUUGGACUCGAAGCAGCUGCUGACGAGCACGAGAGAGAAGCUGUCGUUUGUCACCCAGGACAUUGAGCGUGCCCAGGAGGAGAUACAACAACGCAUACAGACAACGCUGAGCAUACAGACAAAGGAUCAGCAAUCGUUGUCGAAGAUCGAGCAGGUGAUCAAUAAUCUACGCAUGCUGAAGGCAAAGCUCGAUGGCAUCAAGUACGACUAUCGCACUUUGCUGGAGAGUGUGCUGCAAUUCCUCGAGAACAUUGUGCAGCUGCGUCAAGAGAUCGAUGCAUAUUUUGCACGACAACAAGCUGCAUCCACAGCGGGAUCAUCUUCGGGUGUUGAACGUACUAUAGCCGAGCAUGAAAAAUUCCGCGAUCAGUGCAUGGAUAAAUUUAGAUCGUUAAUCACACAAUCCGAACUGCUGAUCGAUCGGGUGCGUGUCUUGGAGCCGCCGGGUGCUCGCGAAAUCGACACUGAUCGCAUUUUGAAGUUGUUGGAGAAUCUGCGCAUUCACUUCGAGUCGAACAGCAGCGCCAGAAUGUCGACACUGGAGCGUCUCGAGAAGCUCGAGCAAUUCCGCAACGAUCUCGAUGACAUCGAUCGCAGUCUGGACAGCGUCAGCAAGCAAUUGCACGAUAUUAAUGGACAGAGUGUGGAUAGUCUGGCCGCAGCCAAGACCACGUCGCUGGCAUUUGAGUACUUUGAACGUACCAUUGAGAGUUCUAUGCCCAAGUUUAUGAAACUGAAGUCGACGAAACGACAUCAGCGACGCUGGGGCCAAACGUCAGCGCCAACGAUCGAGCUGCUUGAGAAGCGCAUUGAAAAGUUUACCGAGACAACGAGCCAACAGCUGCUGAUCAGCAACCCGGAAAGCGAGGCGUAUGUUAAGGACGAGCUGCGCAAGCUCAACGACAAGUGGCAGAGCUUCAAGGAGCAGGUGAAGCAGAAACGAAAGAGCCUCAAUCAGGCCAAUGAAUUCUUCGAGGUUGUCGAGAAAAUCGAUGCAGAGUACCGCGAAAUCAGCUACUUCUACAAUAGCGUCUCCAACAAGGUGCCGUAUCUGCGCGAUCCCGUCGAGGCCGCCAAUCUGGUCAAUGAUAUCGAAAAGUAUGUGACCAGUCGGGAAUCAGCGCUGCGCGCGAAGUUGGACAAUGCUUCACAGUGUGCUCACGAUAUGAACAAAGUGUCCAGCUUGUACAACGACGUGAUGAACAUUUUCCAAUCGUUCGUCAAGCUAAAGUUGGAUAUUAAUAUUGUCAUUGAGCGUCUGAAGCAGGAGCAACGUCAGCGCGAACAACGCGAGCGUGAGGCACGCGAUCAAGCCGAAAGAGAUCAGGCAAUACGCGAGGCCGAAGCACGCGAGCGUUUGGCACGUGAGGAGCAAACACGUCUGGAGGCGCAACGUCAGCAGGCGGCCAUCGAGCAGGCACAGCGUGAGCUGGCUGCUAGGCAGUUAUCACUACGUGAGCAAGCGGUGCGCGAGGAGGAGGCACGCUUGCAGGCGGUGCGCGAACAGGCAGCAAGAGAGCAGUUAGCGAGGGAGCAAGCUGCGCGCGAGGAGGAACAACGCAUCCAGACAUUGCGUGAUAUUGCCAAGCGCGAGGAGGAGCUCCGACUGCAGUCGUUGCGUGAGGAGGAGGCACGUCUGCAAACGAAACGCGAGGAAGAGAUACGCAUCAAGCGUGAGGAGGAGUUGCGCCUCAAGCGCGAAGAGGAAUCACGCCAGAAACGUGAAGAGGAAUCGAGACAGAAGCGCGAGGAAGAAUCACGCAUUCAACGCGAGGAGAUUACACGGUUGCAAACACUGCGCGAUCAGGUGGAUCAGCAGCGCAUUGUCACCGAGAACAUACGCAAGGAUAUCCAGGUGAAUCAGAUCUUCACCGAGCUGCGCUACGCUUCGCCUCUGUUCGUGCGUCCGCUGAAGGAUGCCUUGACACGCGAGGGCGAUCGCUUUGUGUUCGAGUGCGAAGUCACUGGCACCCCAGAGCCGAGUGUGGAAUGGUUCAAGGAUGGCAUCAGCAUACAGAGCAAUGCUGACUAUAAAACCAGCUUCGACAAGGGCAUUUGUCGCCUGGUCAUCGAGGAGACCUUUGCCGCCGACACCGCUCGCUUCAGCUGCCGUGCCUCCAAUCUGGUGGGCACCUGUGAUACGAAUGCCACACUUACGGUGCGUGAAAAUGCCGCCGAGCUGCAGCUGGUGCCGCCUCGCAUUGUGCGCUUCCUCGAGAGUGGCAAGGCCACCGAAGGCACCUCCUUCCAGUUCAGUUGUGUGGUCAGCGGUGUUCCUCUCCCCACUGUGCAGUGGUUUAAGAACGACAAGUGCAUCGAUGAUUCGCAGGAUUAUGUCAUCAGCUACAACAAUGGCGAGGCGACGUUGCGCUUCGAAGAAGUCUUCCUUGAGGAUGAUGCGGUUUACACCUGCAGCGCCUCCAAUCCCACGGGCAUUGAACACUGCUCAGCUAGUCUCAUUGUAGAACCUUUGGAGCCCACUGAGUUGCCCUGCUUUAAGUUGCCACUGCAGAAUGCCAUGGCACGCGUUGGCCAGAAGAUCAAGUUGGAGGCUUUGGUCUCGGGCAUUCCCAAGCCAGAUAUUUACUGGCUACACAAUGGCAAACCCUUCCAGCCACGCGACCUCAAAUACGAAAACGGUCGCGUUACGCUAAUAAUCCCACAAGCGUAUCCAAACGACGCCGGAUCCUACGUGUUGAGUGCUAAAAAUCUAGCUGGCGAGGCAUACAGCCAUUGCAACAUCAUUGUCAAGGGACGCCUGCCAAACGAGACGUCCGAUUCCGAGAUGGCCAGCGACAUCGAACCCAUUCGUCCGGCCGUCCACAUGCCCCUCAAGGAUGUCUCCAUGUUCGAGGGCAAACCCGUGCGCCUGGACUGCGUGAUUGUCGGACAACCCGAACCGGAGGUCAUCUGGUAUCACAACGAACGUCCGGUGAAGGAGUCUGCUGAUGUGCAGCUUCUAUUCCAGGGCGAUCGCUGUUCGCUCUUCAUACAGGAGGUGUAUCAGGAGGAUGCGGGCAACUACAAAGUGGUGGCCAUCAAUUCGGCUGGCGAAACGUCGAGUAGUUGCGAACUGAAGGUCACGCCGUUGAACAUCGCUGAGCCAGCCACUAGGGCACAAGCUGAACGUCAGUCUAUGCCCAAGGAUGCGCAGCCCAAGUUCGAACGUUUGCUCUCAGAUGCGCUCGCCGAUGAGGGCGAACAGGUGGUGCUGGAGGUGCAGGCUAGUGGCGAUCAACCGUUGCGCGCUCAGUGGUAUUUGACCAACAAGGAGUUGCAGCUGAACGAACGCGUCACGACGCAAUCAAAUCCCGAGGCAGGCAUCUUUAAGCUCAUACUGAACAAUGUGGAGGCCAAUGACAAGGGCGUCUACACGGUGAAGGUAUCCAACAAUGCUGGCGAUGCCAAGUGCUUCUCACAUUUGAUUGUCAAGUCCGUCAACAUGCCAGAGAAUCGUCGCGGUAGUCAAUCAUCAGUGGAGAUCGUUGAGCGUCAUCUGUGUCCCGAGUUCAAGGAGCUGUUCAGCGAUAAGCAGGCGCAGAUCGAUGAUGUGGUCAAGUUCGAGUGCAUUGUGGUGGGCAAACCGACGCCCAAGGUGCAUUGGUAUUUCAACGAUCAGCCAGUGCAUGGUCACAACUUUUUGGUUUCCACCAGCGGUGAUCGUCAAGUCCUCACCAUACAGCAGUUAACACACGAUGCUGUGGGCAAAAUCAGCUGUGUGGCCGAGAACGAGGCGGGCAAAGCCACCUGUGUGGCCUUCCUCAACAUCAUUGGCAGCGGUCUGCCUGCCUCCAGUGAUGUGCAAACCAUGACCCAGGAGCAUAAUACCGAAUCAUCGAGAGUGACCAUCAAGAAGCAAACGUUUACCACCACCUCGACAUCGCAGGUUAAUUCCUACGAAGGAAAUGUGCCACAGACCGAGGUGCAUCACUCCUCAGCGCACAUUGAUCAGUCGCUCAAGCAGCUAGGACAACAGCGACCCGAGAUUGUCGAGAGUCAUCACUACCAGGAGCUGCACAAGAGCAAGGAGAUGAGCAGCCCCAGUGUACAACAGAAAUCCUUUACACUCGUUCAGUCCUCCAACGGUGUGCCAGCUUUACCUGAUUCGCCGACGCGUCUCCGCAAGGAGAUUGCACCACGUUUCACCACCCCGCUGACCGGUAAAAUUGUGGAUCAGGGCGCCAAUGUGAGCAUGGAGGCAAUCUACGAUGGUUUUCCUUCGCCCGAAAUUAAGGUUGAGAAGAAUGGCGAUCAAUUGUUUGACAAUGAGCACACUAAGAUUUCCAACAAAUUCAAUCGCGUCACCAUUGAGUUGAAGGAAGUGAAUGUGGCCGAUGCUGGACGUUAUGCGGUGACUGCUUCCAACACGGUGGGUCAAUCCACCAGCACUGCCGAUCUGGUUGUUAAAAAGACCAUCUUUCCGCCAGUCUUCGGUCGACGUUUGCAGGCGCAGGUUAGCAAAAAGGGCGAGAAAUUGAUCAUGGAAGUGGAGGUGACAGGAUUGCCAGAGCCAACAGUGACGUGGCUAAAGGAUGACAAGCCCAUUAAGGAGGCUGGACUGUCCGAGCAUCGUCUGCUUGCCCAAGGCAACUCAUACAAGCUAAUCAUCGAGAGAGCUAAAACCUCCGACUCGGGCAAGUAUAUGGUGAAGGCGACAAAUGCUGGCGGCGAGGCCAAGAGCAUCGCUGACUGCGCCAUACUCGAACCAUCGCCGGAGCGUAUGCAGGAGGUGGUCAAGACGAUUGUUUACGAGACAACACCGGCGACAAGUGAAUUCAAAACUGAAAACCAGUUCAAUAAAGAGCCACAGUCAUAUCAGACAAAUCAGAGCGAUGCAACCACUGCCAAUGAUCUGCAUGGUCUCUCCGAAUCGAAAGUGAUCACUGAGCAUCGUUGCACCACCGAGGCAACGAUACGUCUAGAGCACAAAUCGAACUAUCUCGACCUGCCCGAGCUGACAGCGCGUCCCAAGACACCCAUCACCAACAACAACAACAACAAUAACACUGCCAGCAUGGAUCACACCGAUAGCACACAAACGACCAGCUUCCAGACUGGCAUCACACCACCACAACAACAACAACAACAACCACCACAACAACAAGUCCCACCGCCUGUGCCACCCAAGCCCUGUGCGCCUGUUGUGGCCACCUCCUUUGGCCAGUCCGAGCAACCGCCGCAGAUGCAGACCCAAAUCAAUACCCGAUACGAGAGCAGCACCAGCGAACACAAAACCUCCUCGUCCUUUGAGUAUUUCAAGAAAAUGGAUGAGGAAACCAUUACACAACGACCCAAGCCACUGGCUCAGAAGCCCAUCGAGACGGUGGUACGCAAACCACAAGCGCAAUCAUUGGCCGAGGAAUUGCGAAGCAUGAAUCUGAUACCCGGAGCACCGCCAGAGUUUUGCUACACACCCAAGGGUGAGGUGCAAGCACCGCGGGUGCCGCUUAUACAGGACAAGAUCAAGAUACUUGAGGAGGUGCAGCCAAAGGAGACACCACCACAGGGUGGUGUUCCCGUCUUUCCGCUGCCCAUGAAUCUGCAGAGCGUGCAACACGAGACAACAAUGACUAAAGAGGUCAAGGUGGAAUACGGUCAGCCAAUUCUGCGUCCUGCGGCAAUGCUUGCGACGCCCGCACAGCAAAACCCACGUUCGCCAUCGCCAAAGCCAUCAGCUGAAGGUGUGGCCAUGUCCAAGCUGUGGACUCCAGCAGGUGUCAGCGGUUACUCAAGCGAUGUGGAGCAAAAGUCUGAGAAGCAGACCAUUAUCACCAAGCUGGCAACUCCCACGCCCACCAAGGAGCUGAAUGCUCCAUUCCUGGUGCAGCAGGUGGCCAAGACCAUAACGCCAGCAACACCUCCGACUCCAGCACCCACGCCAGUCACUCGUCUGGUCAACAUCGAGCUGGAGCCAGGCACCCCACCAGAGAUCUGCUUUGCACCGAAGCCGCAAGCGGAGGAGGUGCGACGUCAUUCGCUAGUCGAGUCGAUGGAACAGAAACUAGAACAAAAUCUCGUGCAGGGACCCAGCAAAGUGUUGCCCCAUUCGGUGCCCACUUUAACGCCCGCUGCGGCACCACUCAAGCCCAAUGGCUCCAUCUAUCGGCCACCGCCACCAGUGAUGCCCAAUCGUCUGGGUCCCAGCUAUGAAAGUGACUAUGAGAGCGAUCGUUACAAGUACAGUGGCAGCGAAUCGGAUGAGCCACGUGCUCGCCAGCAACAGGCUACGAUGGAGACAUCGUUCAAGUCCAGCGGCUAUGCUGCCGACACCGAGGAACACUCGAGCUAUCGCAAGUCGGAAACCAGCUUCUACGAGACGAAGUCUUCGUCUUCGACAACAACAGCGCCACCCAAGUUGCAACCUGAGCCACCAGCUAAGAUCUACUUUACGCCUCAGGCUCAGCCUCAGCCACAGCAUCAGAAUCAGCAAUCGUCGAGUUACAGCCAGGAGGCGAAGAACUACAAAUACAGCUCGUCGUCAAGUAUGCAGCAAAGCAGCAGUUCAACUCACCACGAGACCAAGUACACUUCGAACACGAUGCCGUUGAUCACACCAAGUCCAGUGCCAGCACAGCGCAAGACGCCAGCUACUGAGUUCAGUGACUACAGCAGCGAAGUGGAUGAACGCUUCCGUUCAGUGUCGCGUGCCAACGAGUCAGACACAGACAUUAAAGGGUAUCGCGUUGUGUUCCCACCGACACCAACUCCUCGCACCAACAUUGCCAACGGACACAAGUCGCCUGUGGUUGUGGUGACGCCAUCGCCCAUGGAGUUUGAGCCAACGCCACCCGAAGUAGGCAGCUACUCGCGUCCCAAAUUCGAACCGAUUGGCAAGGAGAUACGCCACGAGAUUCGCACAGAGUCCAGCUCCAAACAGUCGAGCUUCAAGUCGAAUCAACAGCAGCCGCAACAUGUCUUCAAGCCAAAGCCUGUGGCAGCCAAGUUUAUAGCUGCCACACAGCAGCAGCAACAGCAGCAACCACUGCCCAGCUCGAGGCCAACCAUGUACUACAAUGCAGUUGCUGGUGCUCCCAUGCACACUGCCAAGGUAGCUCACGAGACGAAGAACGUGAUGCAGAUGCAUGAAUCGACAGAGAGUUCGCAGCGCAUUGUCAACAUGCAGCAGACCAAGCGAGUGAUUCACUUUGACAACCAACAGCAACAACAACAACAGCAGCAAUACAUGCAACCUCUUGAGCCCUUCCCAUACAGUCCAGCGGGCAGUCGCACUCCAUCACGACAAUCCCAUUUGCCACCGCCGGCCACGCCCACUAAGUUCAUACCCGGGGAGUUCCGGGAGAGCGACUAUGAGAGCGAAGUGGAGGGAGCACGCAUUCAACCGCUUUGGUCGCCGUAUGGCGAUGGCCUAACCAAGGGCUAUCGUCGUGUGGCGCCUCCGCAGGGCGGCCGCUCCUGCAGUCUGCCACGUACCUACGAGCGUGUGUUGUCACCAAUGGAGUUUGAUCGCGGUCCCGAGAUGCCCAGCAAGAUCCAUGUGGAUGUAAAUACGCUGCUCAAGGAGCAACGCGGCGGCAGCACAGUGACCACACAGCAUCGCACACAGUCCCUCAAUCGCAACAGCACCUUGAGGCAGCAGCAGUACGGACUGGAUCAGACAGACAAUCAACAGCAACUGCAGCAGCAACAACUGCGUGGCGGCACCUUGCCGCGUUAUGGCUACAACACGUUGCAACAGCAGGCAGAGGGUCAGGGCAAACGCAUGGGCUCGACGUUCCUGCAGAAGUCACAUCAGUUUGUCGAGGAUGUCAGCAGGGAUAUGCAGAGUUCGACGGGAUUGCGUCCCGGAUUCAGACGUGCUCCCAGCGAGGGCAGCAAUCACCCCCAGGCUUACAGGGAUGAAUCGCGCGUCUCCCAAUACGGCACCAAAUGCGUCGAUCCCAAUACCGGUUUAAUCUAUUUCAAAUAUGACUUUGGCUACGAGUUCGGGAUACUGUUUCCCGGCGAGGGUCACAAGUUUGUGAGCAGCCAGUGGAACAGCAAAGGCAGCAGCAACACCAAUGGCAUCGGUUCGAAUGCCCAACAAAGCAAUGGCACCCCACACGCGUCGUAUCCCUUGAAGCUUGCCGCUGGCAAUGAGCUUGUGAUACCAGUGCAACAUGAACGCACCAACAAUAAAAACAACCUGAACACCGGCUACAGCUCCGAUAGCGAGGCUCAACGUCGCACAGCGUUUUCGCCACGUUUGAGAGCGGCGGCACCGCGAUUCGCCCACAAACGCUACAGUCUGCCGAGCAAUCACAGUCUCGACAUCCAUCUCGAUCGGUUGCACGCGCAGGCGCCGCGUCUGCCGCCCGAGCAGAUGGUGCGCACAGUGCCGGAAUUGCCCAAUACGGAGCCCGUCAAUGCCCAUUUGAAUCGCGAUGAGCAGGCACAAAGGCCACCAUUAUUCAUAACGCCCCUGAAAGAUAUUGCGGUGGGCGUGGGCGGCACGGCGAGAUUCGAGUGCAUUGUGCAGGCGCAUCCGCAGCCGCAGGUCAACUGGAUCCACAAUGGCGGCCAUUUGGAGCAGGGCAGCUCGGCCGGGCAUAUCAUUGAGUACCGGAACGGUGUGUGCCGCCUCACAUUGCCCCAGGCUUAUCCGGACGACAAUGGCAGCUACGUUUGCACAGCCGUUAAUCCGUUGGGCGCCGCCAGCACAACCGGAAAUUUGAACGUUUCGAGCACAAAUCGCGGAUUUAGAUACUAAGAGAAUACUACAUACUUAUUUGUAUACAUACAUAUUAAUCGUACGAUAAUUAUUUAUUUAUUUUAUGAUUUGUUCAUGCCAAAGUUUUUGAAAAAUCUUUUAUCUCUGUGUGUGCGUGUCUCUAAUUCAAGUUAUACCAAAAAAAAAAAAAAAAAAAAAGAAAAAAAUACAGUUCGUUUGGAUUUCUCUCAACGUGUUGCGCAUCCUCUGAUCCUCCGAUCGCAAAGGAUCAUUUAACUAGCCGCAACCUACGGUCACGUUCAUACCGAGAGAUUAUAGUAUUACUUUUGUUUUUGUCGAAAAAUCAUAAUAAAUCAAUUUGAAAACGAA
Messenger RNA from Drosophila sulfurigaster albostrigata, 11701 nucleotides. RefSeq names its product titin (gene zormin). Gene Ontology annotation, molecular function: axon guidance receptor activity; protein binding. Gene Ontology annotation, biological process: homophilic cell-cell adhesion; synapse organization. Bases 392 to 11371 code for a protein of 3659 amino acids. Lineage: Eukaryota; Metazoa; Arthropoda; Insecta; Diptera; Drosophilidae. The transcript is spliced from 20 exons. The record is from RefSeq and is a predicted model, not a curated record. Gene Ontology annotation, cellular component: plasma membrane; neuronal cell body; axon.